Gryllus bimaculatus (two-spotted cricket) is the source of this 1141-nucleotide messenger RNA. NCBI's taxonomy places the organism in Eukaryota, Metazoa, Arthropoda, Insecta, Orthoptera, Gryllidae. The record is from the annotation of a GenBank genome assembly.
AGUCGACUGCCAGCUUAUCAAACAAGUGUCUCGUAGAACUGGUUACUGUUCCACACACGUUAAAGAUGGCGAGGUGCUUUGUUCGCGAGUGUCUGAUUCUCUUUAUGGUUAACAUACUGGUCAAAGCUCUCAGUGAAAAUACGACAAACAUCGAGCCAAUUUUCAAAGAAAUUGAAGAAAGGAAGUUGAAAUUUUCUUUUCGCUUCUCUUGCAACCACCAUGGUAGAUGGGUUACUCAGACUGAACUGCAGAGGGAGGGUUUUCCAGAGAGAGGAUUUGCUCCCAGAGUACAGUACAGCUUGGAACAAAGUUUGGAUAAACAUACUAGCUUACCACAUUUUGUUGCUCGCGUUGCAGCCAGUUCAUCAUACGAAAGGGAGCUGAUGAUCUUGGAGACCAAAUCGUCAGAUAGGUUCGAUUUGGUUGUGCGAAACACGGACUAUUUCACUGCGAGUUCCGACUGCCUCGCCUCCGGGCAGCGACUGGCUGUGCCUACAAAGGAGCUUUUCAAUUGGAUGCAAGAAGUGAAACAUUGGUGCACUUCAAUCUCUAUAUGCUCAGUAUUCGUGGGAAUAAACAAUAUGCAAGAAGAUGGACGGUUCAGAACAGAGCGAGGGCAAAUGGUAACGAAUUUCACGGAACCCCUGGAGGAAAAUGAAAAAUUAUGUGGAGUUGUAAACUUUAAUGAAAAAACAUACAAUCUCACAACUGAAGAUUGUUACGAUCGACGGCCAUUUUUGUGUGAAGAUCAUGAAGAGACUGAUGUACUAAAGGAAAAGCUGGAAGUGGGAGAAUGGCUUGAAUCCAAUGGCUUUGAGGUCCCAAGGCAAGUUAUGAAUAUUAUUGAUCAACCAAUGGAGAUCGCUGACAAAGUAAGAGGAGUGAUAGGAGUAUACUGUAAAUAUUUAAGACGAAUGGAAACGAAAGUGAAGAUAACCCUGGAGAAGACAUCAUCAAUGGCGUUUUUCAUGAACCGAAGGGAAGUCUGAAUGUAGGAAAAUGGUUACAAAUUGAGUAUAAUGUUAUUGUACAGCAUGUUUAAAAAAAUGUCAAAUUCAAUUUCUUUAACAAAUGUUAUAUCUAUGCAAACAUUUAUAUAAUUUGCUUAUGUACUUGAAAUUUAAAUAAAAAAUGCACAAGA